AUGAAGACUGCUGGCAGGAGACUCAGCGCGCUGGUGUCGUUUACGUUCAGUCCGACGGUCAUUCUUCUCCUGGCUGUGUUCCUAUUCUCAUUCUUUGUGACAAAGGCGCCUCCUGCAUCCUCCUUAAGGAUAAGGGAGUACAAGGCCUAUGGAAAGACCCAGGUGGUGCUUUUCGAGCCGAGCAUCGACCUCUCGAGCCAGUUCCACUUCAAUCUCAAGCAGAUUUUUGUGUAUGUAAGAGUCCUUUACGGAGGAAGGUCAGACAGGUCAGAGGUUAUCUGGAGCAGGAUUAUUGGAUGGAGCGAUGCCAAGAGGCUUACCGGGGUGUUUCGAAGCACAUACGACAUCGCUGGAGAUCUCACUGACAGCCCUUGCUUUGAGCUUCGUGGAUGCUACUUCCCACGUGUUGGAUGGAUUAGGGACAUUCUCUUCUGCAAGACAGAUGUCAGGGUUUAA
This is a messenger RNA of Encephalitozoon cuniculi GB-M1, 456 nucleotides long. RefSeq lists its product as uncharacterized. Gene Ontology annotation, cellular component: signal peptidase complex; membrane. The record is from RefSeq and is marked provisional. Bases 1 to 456 code for a protein of 151 amino acids. NCBI's taxonomy places the organism in Eukaryota, Fungi, Microsporidia, Unikaryonidae. The transcript has a single exon.